This is a messenger RNA of Mobula hypostoma (lesser devil ray), 1029 nucleotides long. Its product is annotated as RNA guanine-N7 methyltransferase-activating subunit-like protein. The record is from RefSeq and is a predicted model, not a curated record. Gene Ontology annotation, biological process: RNA 5'-cap (guanine-N7)-methylation. Lineage: Eukaryota; Metazoa; Chordata; Chondrichthyes; Myliobatiformes; Myliobatidae. The transcript has 3 exons. Gene Ontology annotation, molecular function: RNA binding. Bases 123 to 461 code for a protein of 112 amino acids.
GAAGGAGAGUCACGCUGUGAAAAACGUCCGUCACCGUUCACGGGGUCACUAUUCGGCGACACUCAGGGACCGGAAGUGCUGAUUUUUGCGGAUAGAGUUGUUCGCCGCACACGGAAGCGGAAAUGGAUGGUGACGGUAGGAGAAUGUGCAGUGAAGCAAAACUGGCUCCAGACUAUGAGGAAAUGUUUGCUCACCGGUUCACAGAGGCUGACACAGAGUAUCAGGAAAUGGUGAAGAGUGCGGCUGAUCCACCACCCAUUGUAGAGGACUGGAUGAACCGGCCCGCUGGGAAUCGCAGGUCACAAGACUAUAGAUCCUACCGAGGACGCAGUGACAAUCGCAGCUGGUCAGUUAAUCAACCGUGGCAGGGCAGAAAUCGCAGCUACAAUCGAUCUGGGUCUCAUGAAUCAUACAGCCAAGGGACCAAUUCACACUGGCAGUCAAAUCACCAUCGUUACUGACUUUGAUUCAUGACUGAAUCUGCCAUUGUAACUAACAACAUGGAUUGUAACAGCUUAAUUUUACAAAAUUCCUUUUCAGCUUUAUCGCCAUGUGUGGAUGGCUAUUUAGAGAAAGUUAAUAGUUUGUGUGGGAUAACAUUGGUAAUACUUUCUGGCAUGGUCAAAAGUAUGGUAUUCCAUUCUGUAAAACAUUGAAUGCUUUUACUGGACAGAUGUUGAUUGCAGAAUGAAUCACUCCCUUCCCCAGCCACAAAACUUUGAUCACAGAACAGCUUCCCCCACUUGCUCCCCUGCAGCCAGCAUUCUGCUGGCCUCCUGUCUGAGGGCAAUUAUGCUGCAGGUCAUUGGGCAACAGUUUGACUCCUUUGCUUGGCUGCUUAUUGGGGCAGCUCAUCUGGAUUUAGAAUAUAGUCAGUGGUGAUUUCCACAUCCCUCACUAGGGAUCCAGGCAAAAGACUCUCAGCUCCCUCUCAGUCACAUUACAGACUGCAUCAGACUCCAUCAUACAUUCUCUGCAGGGCUCAGCUCUUGAGUCAUUUAACACUCUGCUUCAUUUUCUCUCUUAUUG